AUGGGAGUGCUAAGGUUCAAGUAUAUCUUCUUUAGGAGCUUUGUUGGGUCCGGUGGAGCAUUUCAGGUUGUGUUCAUCUUCCUUCUGAUCCCAUGCUGCUUCACUAAGGACUACAGAGCAACCCCUAUGCUCCCCAAUGUUUCUUACCUCUGGGCCUGGAAUGCCCCAACUGAGCCUUGUCCUAAGAAGUUUCAUGUGUCGAUAGAUUUGAGCCUCUUCUCUUUAAUAGGAAACCCCCAAAAAGAUGCUGUAGGACAACCUGUCAUAUUAUUUUAUGUUGAUAGACUUGGCCAUUAUCCUCAUAUAGAUAAGAACGGCAAAAAAGAGCACGGAGGAAUCCCCCAGCUAGGUGACACACAAUCGCAUCUGGCUAAAGCUGAGAAAGACAUUGAGUUUUACAUACCAAAAGACCAGCUGGGCUUGGCCAUCAUUGAUUGGGAAGAAUGGCGACCUAUCUGGGCAAGAAACUGGAAACCUAAAGAUAUUUACAAGAAUGAGUCUAUUCUGCUGGUUCAGCGACAACAUCCAGCAUUUACUCUCGAAGAAGCCACCGAUAAAGCCAAAGAAGAGUUUGAAAGAGAUGGAAGGAAAUUCAUGGUAGAGACUUUGAAAUUGGGAAAAAAACUUCGACCGAAAUACUUAUGGGGUUUUUAUCUUUUUCCUGAUUGUUACAAUCAUCAAUAUACUAAACCCAAUUACACUGGGGUGUGCUUUGAUAUAGAAAAGAAAAGAAAUAAUGAACUCAACUGGUUGUGGAAUGAAAGCACUGCCCUUUUCCCAUCCAUUUAUUUGAAUACCCACUUAAUGAAUUCUCCUAAGGCUGCACCCUUUGUCCGGAACCGUGUUAAGGAAGCCAUUCGGGUUUCUGUAGUACUCAAUGAAAAAAGUCCACUUCCGGUUUAUAUAUAUACUCGCCCAGUUUUUACUGAUGAUUCUUCAAAAUACCUAUCUCAGGAGGACCUUAUACAUACACUUGGUGAAACCAUUUCUCUAGGUGCCUCUGGACUUAUAAUCUGGGGCAGCUUCAAUUUAAGCCAUAGUGUGGACACCUGCAAAAAACUACAUGAUUACAUGAUUACAACAAUGAAUCCUUACAUAAUCAAUAUCACCCUAGCAGCUCUAAUGUGUAGCCAGGUGUUUUGCCAGGAGCAAGGUAUGUGCACAAGGAAAGAUGCAGAUUCCAGUGCAUAUCUCCAUCUGAACUCAAAGAAUUUCGUCAUUGGAAGUUUCGGAAAUGGAACAUUUAGAAUAUUAGGGACACCCACGAUGGAAGACCUGAAACAGUUUGCUGAACAUUUUCAGUGCAGCUGCUAUUCCAACACCGACUGUGAGAAGGAAGUUAAUUUCACACAAACAAUUGCUAUCGAUGUAUGUAUGAUAGAAGAUGUUUGUAUAAAAGCCAUUGUAAAGUCGAAAAAUGAAAUAUUCCAUUCAAGUGCAAGUCUAGUGCUCUUUUUAUUAUUUUUAAUUGUUUUGGAAAACGAAUACUUUGGCAUGCAAACAAGACUUUGA
Myotis davidii is the source of this 1512-nucleotide messenger RNA. It is a transcript of the gene SPAM1, whose product is annotated as sperm adhesion molecule 1 (PH-20 hyaluronidase, zona pellucida binding). Lineage: Eukaryota; Metazoa; Chordata; Mammalia; Chiroptera; Vespertilionidae. The record is from RefSeq and is a predicted model, not a curated record. Gene Ontology annotation, biological process: fusion of sperm to egg plasma membrane involved in single fertilization; hyaluronan catabolic process; carbohydrate metabolic process. Gene Ontology annotation, molecular function: hyalurononglucosaminidase activity. The transcript has 3 exons. Bases 1 to 1512 code for a protein of 503 amino acids. Gene Ontology annotation, cellular component: acrosomal vesicle.